Talaromyces atroroseus is the source of this 507-nucleotide messenger RNA. RefSeq lists its product as hypothetical. NCBI's taxonomy places the organism in Eukaryota, Fungi, Ascomycota, Eurotiomycetes, Eurotiales, Trichocomaceae. The coding region runs from base 1 to 507 and encodes 168 amino acids. The transcript has a single exon. The record is from RefSeq and is a predicted model, not a curated record.
AUGCCACUUUCAAUCCGUCUUGUCCCCCAACCCAUCGAACUCCGAAGCAUGGCUCACGCGAUGGCAGAAGCCACCCGGAUCGAAGAAGCUGAAGCUGAAGCUGCGAGAAGUAAUAACAACAGACAAGGGAUGUCUCCUGGUGACGAUGAUGACGAGGAUGACGAUGAGGAUGACGAUACUACGGAAUUCAACGACACUCACGUUUACAGCGUCCAAGAAUUGAUCCCCAAUCUACAUAGAGAGGAGAGCAUUACACCAGUCAGUCGCUUCGAUUCAAAUUCGAGCUCGGAAAGACACAUUGAAGAAGUUGAAAAUGUUGAUGUUGGUGUUGGUGCUGAAAAUUCCGGUAGUGGACAUACUUCCCUGAAGGCAAAGACGCGGGGUUGGAAAAAUAGGGUCUCUGGGUUGAGGAUGCGGUGUAGAAUUCGGAUGAAGAAAAUGGUGAGGUCGAUGAAGUCGGGGAGGACUGUGGUGGGUAUUGUUGAAUGGUGGAAACGGCGGCGAUGA